GCUGCGGGCUGCGGGUGUAUUGGUGACAUCAUGAAUUGGAAUAAAGGUGGGCCUGGCACGAAGAGAGGCUUUGGGUUUGGUGGGUUUGCCAUCACCCCUGGCAAGAAGGAGGAGCCCAAGCUGUCGCAGCAGUCGCACAGCGCUUUCGGCACCGCCGGCUCCUCGGCAGCGUUCGCCAAGUCGGGGCCUCCUCAGCUGCCCUCCUUCUACAAGAUCGGCUCCAAGAGAGCCAACUUUGACGAGGAGAACGCGUACUUUGAGGAUGAGGAGGAAGAUUCCAGCAAUGUGGAAUUGCCCUACAUUCCUGCAGAGAACUCCCCCACUCGGCAGCAGUUCCAGUCCAAGUCAGCAGACUCUGACAGCGAUGAUGAUCCUCUGGAGGCAUUCAUGGCUGAAGUGGAGGAUCAAGCUGCUCGAGACAUGAAGAGACUUGAAGAUAAAGACAAAGAAAAAAAGAAUGUUAAGGGUAUUCGAGAUGACAUUGAAGAGGAAGAUGACCAAGAAGCCUAUUUCCGCUACAUGGCCGAGAACCCCACUGCUGGCGUGGUGCAGGAGGAGGAGGAGGAUAACCUGGAGUAUGACAGUGAUGGCAAUCCCAUUGCACCCAGCAAAAAAAUCAUUGAUCCUCUUCCACCUAUUGACCACUCAGAGAUUGAAUACCCACCGUUUGAGAAGAAUUUCUAUGACGAGCACGAGGAGAUCACCAGCCUGACCCCGCAGCAAGUGGUGGAGUUACGGCACAAGCUGAACCUGCGGGUCUCCGGGGCUGCUCCUCCAAGGCCUGGCAGUAGUUUUGCUCAUUUUGGGUUUGAUGAGCAACUUAUGCAUCAGAUUAGGAAAUCUGAGUAUACCCAACCCACUCCAAUACAAUGUCAGGGUGUUCCAGUGGCACUAAGUGGCAGAGACAUGAUUGGGAUAGCCAAGACUGGAAGUGGGAAAACAGCUGCCUUCAUCUGGCCAAUGCUGAUCCACAUCAUGGAUCAGAAGGAGCUGGAGCCAGGGGAUGGUCCCAUUGCAGUGAUCGUCUGCCCAACCAGGGAGCUCUGCCAGCAGAUCCACUCGGAGUGCAAGCGCUUUGGCAAGGCCUACAACCUGCGCUCGGUGGCCGUGUACGGAGGAGGCAGCAUGUGGGAGCAGGCCAAGGCCCUGCAGGAGGGGGCAGAGAUCGUGGUCUGCACACCAGGUCGUUUGAUUGAUCAUGUGAAGAAGAAAGCUACAAACCUGCAGAGAGUCACUUACCUUGUGUUUGAUGAAGCUGACAGAAUGUUUGAUAUGGGGUUUGAAUAUCAGGUCAGAUCAAUCGCGAGCCACGUACGUCCUGACAGACAGACCCUCCUGUUCAGUGCCACGUUCCGUAAGAAGAUUGAGAAGUUGGCCAGGGAUAUUCUGAUUGACCCCAUUCGGGUUGUACAGGGAGACAUUGGAGAGGCAAAUGAAGAUGUCACUCAGAUCGUGGAGAUUUUCCCCUCUGGGCCCAGCAAGUGGAACUGGCUGACGCAGCGCCUGGUGGAGUUCACCUCCUCUGGGAGCGUCCUGCUCUUCGUCACCAAGAAAGCCAACGCAGAGGAGCUGGCCAACAACCUCAAGCAGGAGGAUCACAACCUGGGGCUGCUCCACGGGGACAUGGACCAGAGCGAGAGGAAUAAAGUCAUCUCAGAAUUUAAGAAAAAGGGGAUCCCCAUCCUGGUGGCCACUGAUGUGGCAGCCCGAGGAUUGGACAUCCCUUCCAUCAAGACUGUCAUCAACUACGACGUGGCUCGAGACAUCGACACGCACACGCACCGCAUCGGCCGCACCGGCCGCGCCGGGGAGAAGGGCGUGGCCUACACCCUGCUGACCCCCAAGGACAGCAACUUCGCUGGGGACCUGGUCAGGAACCUGGAGGGUGCCAACCAGCACGUCUCCAAAGAGCUGCUGGACUUGGCAAUGCAGAAUCCGUGGUUCCGGAAAUCCCGUUUUAAAGGAGGGAAGGGCAAGAAGCUGAACAUUGGUGGUGGUGGCUUGGGAUACCGCGAGCGGCCUGGGCUGGGCUCAGAAAACACUGACCGUGGAAACAACAACAGUGUGAUGAGCAACUACGAGGCCUACAAGCCAUCCACAGGGGCCAUGGGGGACAGGCUGACAGCAAUGAAAGCAGCUUUCCAGUCCCAGUACAAGAGUCACUUUGUUGCUGCAAGUUUAAACAACCAAAAGACUGGGAGCUCUGCCGCUGGUGCCAGCGGCUGGACCAGCGCCGGGAGCCUGAACUCGGUCCCGACGAGUUCAGCGCAGCAAAACUCGGCCGGUGCCGAGAGCCCCAAGGCAGCGCCAGCCUUCAGCAGCGGCCCAGGCACCUCAAGCAGCGUGCCCACCUUCCCCAGCGCCGGCGCCCAGGGCUUUGGCAGCGCCAGCACCGGCACCAGAGAGGGCGGCGUGGGCGGCACCGCCAGAGAGCGGCACGGCGAGCCCCGCAACAGCCGGCACAGCGAGGCCCCGCGGCGCGGGGAGGGCGCGGGCCAGCGCUUUGGCAACGAGGGCCAGCGCUUCGGCAGUGAGGGCACAGGCCAGCGCUUCGGCAGUGAGGGCACAGGCCAGCGCUUCGGCAACGAGGCUCAGCGCUUCGGCAACGAGGGCCAGCGCUUCGGCAAUGAUGGGCAGCGUUACAGUAAUGAUGGGCAACGCUACAACAACGAUAACCAACGCUACGGCAAUGAUGGUCAACGAUAUAACAAUGAUGGCCAACGCUACGGCAACGAUGGUCAACGCUAUAACAAUGAUGGCCAGCGCUAUGGCAACGAUGGCCAGCGUUACAGUAAUGAUGGCCAACGCUAUAACAACGAUGGCCAGCGUUACAACAAUGAUGGCCAACGCUCUGGCAAUGAUGGCCAGCGCUUCAGCAAUGAUGGCCAGCGUUACAAUACCGAUGGCCAGCGCUUCAGCAACGAUGGGCAGCGUUACAAUAACGAUGGCCAGCGCUUCAGCAACGAUGGCCAGCGCUUCAGCAACGAUGGCCAGCGCUUCAGCAACGAUGGCCAGCGCUUCAGCAACGAUGGCCAGCGCUUCAGCAACGAUGGCCAGCGCUUCAGCAACGAUGGCCAGCGCUUCAGCAACGAUGGCCAGCGCUUCAGCAACGAUGGCCAGCGCUUCAGCAACGAUGGCCAGCGCUUCAGCAACGAUGGCCAGCGCUUCAGCAACGAUGGCCAGCGCUUCAGCAACGAUGGCCAGCGCUUCAGCAACGAUGGCCAGCGCUUCAGCAACGAUGGCCAGCGCUUCAGCAACGAUGGCCAGCGCUUCAGCAACGAUGGCCAGCGCUUCAGCAACGAUGGCCAGCGCUUCAGCAACGAUGGCCAGCGCUUCAGCAACGAUGGCCAGCGCUUCAGCAACGAUGGCCAGCGCUUCAGCAACGAUGGCCAGCGCUUCAGCAACGAUGGCCAGCGCUUCAGCAACGAUGGCCAGCGCUUCAGCAACGAUGGCCAGCGCUUCAGCAACGAUGGCCAGCGCUACACCAACGAUGGCCAGCGCUUCAGCAACGAUGGCCAGCGUUACAACACCGAUGGCCAGCGCUUCAGCAAUGACGGCCAGCGUUACAACACUGAUGGCCAGCGCCACGGUGACGGCGGUGGCCGGCACGGUGACCCCUCCCGGCAUGGUGACAGCCGCCAUGGUGACGUCCAUCGGCACGGCGAGGGCCGGCACUUCACCGAACUGCCGGGCAGCGGCAGCCGCAACAGCGGGGACAGCAGGAACAGCAGCGAGGGCAGGAACGGAGAGAACAGGAAGGAGGCCAGCAGCCGAGACAACAAGACAGAUGGUUUUGCUGUGCCAGAGCCCCCCAAACGGAAGAAAAGCCGGUGGGACAGUUAAAAGCUGGGGGUUCACAGCCUGGAAUCUCUGCAGGUAGUGCUGUCUUUUUCCAGAGGAUUUCUUGGGGUUUUUGGUAACUGGUUGUUGAGCAGCUGGGGCAGGAGAAGGAAACCAUGAGACCCU
Molecule: messenger RNA, 3966 nt
Organism: Ficedula albicollis (Collared flycatcher)
Lineage: Eukaryota; Metazoa; Chordata; Aves; Passeriformes; Muscicapidae
Gene: DDX42
Product: DEAD-box helicase 42
Exons: 20
Coding region: 31-3843 (1270 amino acids)
Molecular function (GO): RNA binding; RNA helicase activity; ATP binding
Source: RefSeq, a predicted model, not a curated record